UGCAUCACAAAAUAAUUUUACUAAUAAAUAUAAAUAAAAACAUUAAAACCCCAAUACUGAAAAGAACAUAUAGGUCUAUUAAACAUACAAUCAGAGUAAUGAGUAUCUGUACGAACCUGUUCCCCAGUCAUCACAGCAUGCACCCCACCAGUAGAAGAAAUCACGCAAAGCAUAACUUAAUCAGAAUCAGUUCCGAUCGAAAUCGUGAUCCGUCUUGUUUACUUUAUCGGUAUAGUGCAAAUAAACAAAAAAAAAAAUUUUCAAAUGCUGUCUUUAAUAAAAAUGAAACUAAACCAUAAGUUAUUGCCAAUUAAGUUUCAUUUCUUUUUAUUUAAUGCAGGAACAGCACCCUUAGUGCCUUAUCUGUCAACUUAUGCCCGUCAAUUAGGAUUUUCAUCAGCAACUGUAGGUCUCAUAUACACAAUACUGCCUAUAUUUGGACUCAUAGCAAAACCAAUUUUGGGUGUUAUCGCCGACAGAUUUAAGUUACAAAAAUCUAUUUUUAUACUAUUUGAAGUGAUGACAAUAGUGAGUUUCUCAGCUAUAUACUUUAUACCAGAGAACAGAGUUGGAACUAUGGUUCAGUUGGAUUGUGCUAAUGGCAUGACAGUUCUAAGAAGUUGUCAGGCAGGUGGAUCUAUAGAUAAAUGUAAAGUAAGUACACUUGGAAAAGAUAAGAAAGAAGCUAAAUGUGAGAUGAACUGUGAUAUAUCGUCGCCCAAGAUGUGGCAGACUGUUUGUGAGCAUUGGGACAUACCACAGUACUGUGACAGCAGCACAGACAGUUUGCAGUAUUUAUCAAACUUCGGUAACAUUAUGUUACAUGAUAAAUGUGCUUAUAUUACAACAAAGGAUAUCAUUUUAGAUGGUCAUGAGUACAUUCCUCAAUGUCGCGUUGGUAGCGGCUUCGUGAACAUUAGUCAACCAUGUGCACUCAACUGCACGAAUGAAAUACUGUCUUCAAUAAUCGGUUUUAAAAACCCUUACAUGAUAUGUUUGAAUAACACACUCAAUUAUCGUUUCUGUACAAAUAAUACAUCCGAACUGACUGUAUUGGAUAAUUAUAUGGAGAGUGAAUGCAUGGUUUCGUGUAAUUUUAAAAAACCAUGGCAGCUUUUGGAGUUAUGCAAGAGUUGGCAAUCAGAGAUCACCACUUUUUGUCAACCAAAUACGAGGAUCGGCAAAGAAUUCCCAACGAAUUUAUCAUUCACUGGCACUGUACUACCGUCUACUGCGAUCUCCAUGGACGAAUGUCUUUACUUGCAGCUAGACCAUAUUACUUUACCAGAUGGUUCUAUACAUUAUCCAAAAUGUUCAUCGAGUGCCGUUUACCAACUGGAAACCGAACUGUACCAUACCUCGUGCCAAAUUAGUUGUAAUAAUAGUCAGUUAAAUGAAGUUUUUGAAGCUGCAUCAGAUAGUAAAAAUAAUAUGACACAAUAUACAAGGGAGUUUUGGUUAUUCUUUUUAUUUAUGAUAAUCAGCUGGGUCAGUCAAUCUAUCGUGAUAACAUUUGCUGAUGCUAUAUGCUUUGAUCUUCUUGGUGAUAAAAUAUCUGAUUAUGGCAAACAGAGAUUAUGGGGAUCUCUCGGUUAUGGAAUGUUCUCACUGAUCACCGGAGCUCUCAUAGAUCUAUUCAGUGAUGGAGCGUACAAAAAUUAUAUCGUGGCAUUUAUACUUAUGUUCGUCUAUAUGUGUGGAGACGUUACAGUUUCUAUAUUUGUAAAAACAAAUACCAUAAAAAUGUCUAUGAAUAUCUUGGCAGAAGUUGGAACGCUAGUAUCUUCUUUACCAACAAUUAUAUUUUUGUUGUGGGCUAUAUCAGUGGGCAUUUACACUGGUUUCGUAUGGCAAUUCCUUUUCUGGCAUCUCGAAGACAUAGCAGCUUUGAGUUGCGACGGAUCUGAUUAUAUAAAAACACUAGAGGGUCUUGUUAGUGCUAUUCAAUCAUUUGGUGGGGAAAUACCUUUUCUAUUUGUGUCUGGAUAUGUUUUAAGAAAAGUGGGACACAUUAAUAUGAUGAGUUUAGUGCUGUUCGCCUUCGGAGUACGAUUCUUACUAUAUUCGAUCCUUACGAACGCAUGGUGGGUUCUGCCCAUAGAGAUGCUGCAAGGGAUCACAUAUGGCAUGUUCUACCCUACUUUGACCUCUUAUGCAAAAAUGGUCUCGCCAGAUGGAACAGAAACUACAGUUCAGGGCUUAGUAGGUGCGAUGUAUGAAGGAGUGGGGACAUCUAUCGGAAGUAUGAUCGGCGGUCAACUUUACAAAUCGUAUGGUGGUUCGACCACAUUCCGCUGGUUCGGGAUCAGUUCCCUAAUCUUCUGUGCUUUACACGUAUUUAGUCAAUAUGCACUCAAAAACAAAAUACAACGUAUUAACACAAGGAAAUGAUUGUAGUUACCUGAUCGUCAUUAAACAAUAUAUUCUGACAGUCAGAACAUAUACUAACUGACCCUAUAGAUGUUGUCCUGUCAAUUGCGCGAACAAUCAAACGCCCGAAGUUAAAAUAGUUGUUGACUACUAAUGGAUAUUUAUAAAAUAUUAAAAAAAAAAAUUAAAAUAAUUAAUCGCUUAGUCGUUCCCAAUGUAUGGUGUGACCAAGGGAACUACGAAUUCAUUUAUAUAUAUUAUAUGACAUAAUCAGGAUUUUUGUUUUUAGCAAAAUUAUUUUUUUACUAGUGUAAAUAAUAAAUUUUUUAGUAAAGUUCAUAAAAAGUAAUUUU
This is a messenger RNA of Galleria mellonella (greater wax moth), 2723 nucleotides long. RefSeq names its product major facilitator superfamily domain-containing protein 6-like. Bases 265 to 2391 code for a protein of 708 amino acids. NCBI's taxonomy places the organism in Eukaryota, Metazoa, Arthropoda, Insecta, Lepidoptera, Pyralidae. The transcript has 13 exons. The record is from RefSeq and is a predicted model, not a curated record. Gene Ontology annotation, cellular component: membrane.